AUGGGAAGUUUCAACACCAGUUUUGAAGAUGGCUUCAUUUUGGUGGGAUUCGCAGAUUGGCCGCAACUGGAGCCCAUCCUGUUUGUCUUUAUUUUUAUUUUCUACUCCCUAACUCUGUUUGGCAACACCAUCAUCAUCGCUGUCUCCUGGCUAGACCUUUGGCUGCACACACCUAUGUACUUCUUUCUCUCUCAUCUGUCCCUCCUGGACCUCUGCUUCACCACCAGCACCAUGCCCCAGCUCCUGAUCAACCUUUGCGGGGUGGACCGCACCAUCACCCGUGGAGGGUGUGUGGCUCAGCUCUUCACCUACCUAGCCCUGGGCUCCACAGAGUGUGUGCUCCUGGUGGUGAUGGCCUUUGACCGCUAUGCUGCUGUCUGUCGUCCACUCCACUACAUGGCCAUCAUGCCCCAUCUCUGCCAGACCCUGGCUAUCGCCUCCUGGGGUGCGGAUUUCGUGAACUCUCUGAUCCAGACAGGUCUCGCAACGGCCAUGCCUCUCUGUGGCCAUCGACUGAAUCACUUCUUCUGUGAGAUGCCUGUAUUUCUGAAGUUGGCUUGUGCGGACACAGAAGGAACAGAGGCCAAGAUGUUUGUGGCCCGAGUCAUAAUCGUGGCUGUUUCUGCAGCACUUAUUCUAGGCUCCUAUGUGCACAUUGCUCAUGCAGUGCUGAGGGUGAAGUCAACGGCUGGGCGCAGAAAGCCUUUUGGGACUUGUGGGUCCCACCUCCUAGUAGUUUUCCUUUUUUAUGGCUCAGCCAUCUACACAUAUCUCCAAUCCAUCCACAAUUAUUCUGAGCAUGAGGGAAAAUUUGUUGCCCUUUUUUAUACUAUAAUUACCCCCAUUCUCAAUCCUCUCAUUUAUACACUAAGAAACAAGGACGUGAAGGGGGCUCUGUGGAAAGUACUAUGGAGGGGCAGGGACUCAGGGUAG
This is a messenger RNA of Gorilla gorilla gorilla (western lowland gorilla), 933 nucleotides long. Its product is annotated as olfactory receptor 2Y1-like. Lineage: Eukaryota; Metazoa; Chordata; Mammalia; Primates; Hominidae. The record is from RefSeq and is a predicted model, not a curated record. Gene Ontology annotation, biological process: G protein-coupled receptor signaling pathway. Gene Ontology annotation, molecular function: G protein-coupled receptor activity; olfactory receptor activity. Gene Ontology annotation, cellular component: membrane.